AUGGACUAUGUCCAAGAGAGUGUCACAGGUUUCCAUCUUCUACAAGCAGUUCUCAGUACAACUGUGAUUCCUUCAUGUAUCCCAGGAGAGUCCGAAGAUAACUGCACAGCUUUAGUUCGGACAGAAGAUAAUCCACGUGUGGCUCAAGUGUCAAUAUCAAAGUGUAGCUCUGACAUGAACGGCUACUGUUUUCAUGGACAGUGCAUCUACCUGGUAGACAUGAGUGAAAGUCACUGCAGGUGUGAAGUGGGUUACACUGGUGUCCGAUGUGAGCACUUCUUUUUAACCGUCCAAAAGCCUCUGAGCAAAGAAUAUGUGGCUUUGACUGUGAUUCUUGUUAUCUUGUUCCUCAUCACAGUUGCUGGCUCAGUAUACUAUUUCUGCAGAUGGUACAGAAAUCGAAAAAGUAAAGAACCAAAGAAGGAAUAUGAAAGAGUGACCUCAGGGGAUCCAGCAUUGCCACAAGUCUGAAUGGUGC
Mesoplodon densirostris (Blainville's beaked whale) is the source of this 478-nucleotide messenger RNA. It is a transcript of the gene EREG, whose product is annotated as epiregulin. Gene Ontology annotation, biological process: epidermal growth factor receptor signaling pathway; positive regulation of mitotic nuclear division; positive regulation of cell population proliferation. The coding region runs from base 1 to 471 and encodes 156 amino acids. The transcript is spliced from 5 exons. The record is from RefSeq and is a predicted model, not a curated record. Lineage: Eukaryota; Metazoa; Chordata; Mammalia; Artiodactyla; Ziphiidae.